CACGUGGUAAGAUAAUUACUCUUGAUUCCUUUGGAAAUAAUUCUUCACCCUUUAAAUUCAUAUUCUGCUCUCUUUUCCCUUCCACACAUUAAAAAUCAACAAUGGAUUUUUUCCUUGUUCUCUCCCUGUUAGUUUUUGCUGGUUUUUUGUUUGGGCUUCGCCGGGGACUUCCUUACCCUCCAGGUCCAAAAGGGUAUCCAAUCAUAGGCAACAUGAACAUGAUGGACCAACUAACCCACCGGGGAUUGGCUCGGCUGGCCAAGAAGUACGGUGGCCUCCUCCACCUCAAAAUGGGAGGACUUCAUGUUUUCGCCGUGUCGACACCGGACAUGGCGCGAGAGGUCCUCCAGGCCCAAGACGCCGUCUUCGCCAACCGGCCCGCCAAUGUCGCCAUUGCCUACUUGACAUACGGUCAAGCCGACAUGGUCUUCGCCAACUACGGCUCAUUUUGGCGUCAAAUGAGGAAGAUCUGCGUUAUGAAGCUCUUCAGUAGAAAACGGGCACAGUCCUGGUCCUCAGUCCGAGACGAGGUGGACUUAACAGUCCGAACCGUGGCCCAAAAUCUCGGGUCUCCGGUUAACAUCUGCGAGUUGGUGUUGUCUCUGACGAAGAAUAUGACGUACAGAGCAGCGUUUGGAUCUUUCUCGAGGGAAGACCAAGAUGAUUUCGUGAAGAUAAUUCAGGAAUUCUCCAAACUUUUUGUAGCUUUUAACAUCGCCGAUUUUUUCCCGUGGUUGGGUUGGAUUCAGGCGGGUGAAUUCAACAGAAGAUUAGUCAAGGCUCGAUCGUCGCUUGAUGGGUUCAUUGAUAAGAUCAUCGAGGAGCACAUGCAGAAGAGGAAAGCCAGCGGAGACGAAGCGGCGGAUACUGAUAUGGUGGAUGAAUUGUUGGCUUUUUAUGGCGAAGUAGACGCUUCUAAGGCGGCGUUUGACGAUUCCCAAUCUUCAAUUGAGCUCACCAGAGAUAACAUCAAAGCCAUCAUCAUGGAUGUGAUGCUAGGUGGAACUGAGACGGUGGCGGCUGCAAUCGAGUGGGUGAUGGCAGAAUUGAUGAAGAGUCCAGAAGACAUGAAGAAGGUCCAACAAGAGCUCGCCGACGUGGUGGGGUUGUGUCGAUUCGUCAAAGAAUCCGAUAUCGAGAAGUUAACCUAUCUAAAAUGUACCGUCAAGGAAACCCUUCGUCUCCAUCCGCCAAUCCCUCUACUCCUUCAUGAGACUGCUAAGGACACUGUCGUGGCCGGCUACAGACUUCCGGCAAAGUCGUGCGUCAUAAUCAAUGUAUGGGCCAUCGGGCGUGAUCCCUCGGGCUGGGUCGACCCAGAAGUCUUCAAACCUAGCAGGUUCUUGACUAAUGAUUCCGCGCCGGACUUCAAAGGAAGUGACUUCGAGUUCAUUCCGUUCGGUUCAGGUCGGAGGUCAUGCCCAGCAAUGCAACUAGGGUUGUAUGCGUUAGAGAUGGCGCUGGCCCAUUUGCUUCACUGCUUCAACUGGGAGUUACCGGACAGAAUGAAGUCGAGUGAACUCGACAUGAGCGAUGUGUUUGGACUCAAUGCACCUAGAGCGAUUCAACUCGUUGCGGUACCGACUUAUCGGUUAAGUUGUCCUUUCCUGGUUGAGUAAGAAAUGAGUGUGAGAAGCAGAGAUGUGGGUAUCUUAUUUUGUGGAAAGAACCAAAAGAAGGCCGAAUAAUACAAGGAAAAACUGUUG
This is a messenger RNA of Rubroshorea leprosula, 1706 nucleotides long. Lineage: Eukaryota; Viridiplantae; Streptophyta; Magnoliopsida; Malvales; Dipterocarpaceae. The record is from the annotation of a GenBank genome assembly.